AUGGUGUCUGACGAAGCUGCACUGGCGGUCCUGUGGAAUCGAUGUAGGUUUAUUGGCAUUAUAAACAAGCCCGCAGAUGGAAAUAAAGUGAAGUCGUGGCUACGUUGGCAUGUAGAUUUCUUUGUGAUUUCCGUUGUAACCUUCGUUGGAUUUUUGUUUAAAGGUCGAACCUGUUCUUCAGAUGAUAAUAUAUAUUGUUAUAUACCUUUAAAACUUGGGAUUACAAUUAUAGUUCUAAUGAUAGAAAUCAACGUUGUGAGAAAGUUCAACAAAGAGUUCAAUAUUUUUGCUAAUCGCCAUAAUCAAAAAUGCAUACUUUAA
This is a messenger RNA of Macrosiphum euphorbiae (potato aphid), 321 nucleotides long. Lineage: Eukaryota; Metazoa; Arthropoda; Insecta; Hemiptera; Aphididae. The record is from the annotation of a GenBank genome assembly.